AUGUCGGCCGAAGACAACGUCCGGGUUGUCAUUAGAUGUCGACCCCUAUUGCAAGACCUGGAGUCCGGUCAAGAUCUCGACAACGAUGGACAGACCAUUCGUGUGGCGUCCCGACAGUUCACGUUUGACACAAUAUUCUCAAUGGAUUCAACACAAACAGAUGUCUUCACACAUUCAGCUAAACAUAUCGUUGAUUGUGUUCUUCAGGGAUAUAACGGCACAAUCUUCGCUUACGGACAGACGGGAACCGGCAAAACAUUCACGUCAUCAGGAAUUAUGUCCGCGUCUUUUGAUCACAUCUUUGAUCACAUAUCUAAGAGUGGAAAUGACACCAAAUUCUUAGUCAGAGCCUCUUUCUAUGAGAUAUACAAUGAAGAGAUCAGAGACCUUCUUGUGAGAACUGAAUUGUAUCCAAACGAGUGCUAA
Messenger RNA from Oppiella nova, 426 nucleotides. The record is from the annotation of a GenBank genome assembly. Lineage: Eukaryota; Metazoa; Arthropoda; Arachnida; Sarcoptiformes; Oppiidae.